Molecule: messenger RNA, 1338 nt
Organism: Ustilaginoidea virens
Lineage: Eukaryota; Fungi; Ascomycota; Sordariomycetes; Hypocreales; Clavicipitaceae
Exons: 1
Coding region: 1-1338 (445 amino acids)
Cellular component (GO): mitochondrion
Molecular function (GO): sulfide:quinone oxidoreductase activity; FAD binding
Source: RefSeq, a predicted model, not a curated record
AUGCAAUCCUCCCGCACAGCCAAGUCUGCUGGCGCCUUGCUGCGCACCCGCCGCUUCGCAACGUCGUCGUCGAGCCCGCCGUCUAGGAGCCACCGCGUUGUCGUCGUCGGCGCUGGCACAGCAGGCCUAGCCAUCGGCCACCAGCUCCUGCGUCGCGGGGACUUUGCCGCGAGCGACAUCGCCCUGGUCGACCCUGCCACGUGGCACCACUACCAGCCCGGGUGGACGCUGGUCGGCGGAGGCCUCAAGAACAAGGAGGACCUGCGGAGGCGGCUCGACGAGCUGGUCGACCCCAAGCUGCGGCUGUACAAGUCGGCCGUCGCCUCGGUCGCGCCAGGCGACAACCUGGUCCGGCUGUCCGACGGGGACGUGCUGAGCUACGAGCAUCUCGUGGUUGCGCCGGGGCUGACCGUCGACUACGACAGCGUCGAGGGCCUGCGCGAGGCCUUGCGCUCCGACGGGCCCGUGUCGACAAUCUACAGCUACGACAGCUGCGACAAGGCCUUCCGGACGAUCGAGGGCCUCGCCGGCGGAACCGCCAUCUUCACCCAGCCCGCCGGCGUCAUCAAGUGCGCGGGCGCGCCCCAGAAGAUCAUGUGGCUCGCCCUGCACCGCUGGAAGCAGGCGGGGCUGUACGACGGCUCCGGCUCCGGCUCCGGCCCCGGCCCCGGCUCCGCCAUCCGCAUCAGCUUCGCCACCGGCCUGCCCGCCAUGUUCGCCGUGCCCAAGUACGCCGCCCGUCUGGAGCAGCUGCGCCGGGAGAGGGGCGUCGAGGGCCUGUUCCAGCACGACCUGGUGGCCGUCCGCGGCAACGAGGCGACCUUUGCGCGGCCCAACGGCGACGCCGUCGUCCGCAAGUUCGACCUGCUGCACGUGACGCCCAAGAUGGGCGCGCCGGCCUUCAUCCGGGAGAGCGGCCUCGCCAACGCCGCCGGCUACGUGGACGUGGACGACGGCACCCUGCGCCACGCCCGCUUCCCCAACGUCUGGUCCGCCGGCGACGCGUCCAGCCUGCCGACGUCCAAGACGGCCGCGGCGGUCACGGCCGAGGCCCCCGUCCUGGUGCGCAACCUGCUGCGCGCCAUGGAGGGCAAGGAGCCGGACGCGUCGUACGACGGCUACACGUCGUGCCCGCUGGUGACCGAGUACGGCAAGGUGCUGCUGGCCGAGUUCAAGUACGGCGGAGAGCCAAAGGAGACGUUUGACGACUGGCUGGGCGUCGACCAGGCAGAGCCUCGGCGGGCCUUUUACCACCUCAAGAAGGACUUUUUCCCCUGGGUCUACUACGCUUCCAUGGUGAAGGGGACGUGGGGAGGGCCCAGAGGCUGGAUCAACUAG